AUGCCCAAAGUCGUCGGCCAUACGCCGCCUUGGCUUUGUCGACCAUCCCCAGCUGCUUCAUUCUUUACUCGAGAUCCUUCAAAAAAGCCCGAUAGUCGGACGCAGAACGGAAAUGGAGAAUAUAUAGGACCGCAGAGAACUUUGGCUCAUCGCAACACUGAAGUGUUUGCGGUAGUCGACAAUCAAAUACGGUGGACAGAUUUGGCUACAUUGAAGGCCGAAUGGAGCCCCAAGUCCAAAACCUCGCCGAAGAAAAGCAAAGCUCCUACGAAAAAGGGAACGGAAGACGAUGCAAAGAGUGACCCAUACCGGAUCUUGACGGUCCCCGUUUAUGGCCAGAUUAAACAGCUCGUAAUUUCGCCAAACGGCGCUUAUAUGGCAAUUGUCACUGCACACACUGUACAUAUCGCCAUACUGCCCGAUCGCUCACAUCUUUACAGCGCCGAAAGAACUCCCCUUCGCCUUAAGACAUACCAACUAGGUCCUACCACACACGUCAUUCCUGAGUCUCCUGUUGUCUCAGCAUUAUGGCAUCCGCUAGGGGUUCACUCGAACGUGGAAGCUUGUAUAGUGACUAUCACAGCUGAUGCCGCAGUGCGCGUAUGGGAGUUGGACCGUAACAACCAUUGGUCUUUUGACCGGCCAUCUCUGGCGAUUGAUCUCAAGAAACUCGUUGAUGGAACGUCUUCCGAUGAGGAUUUCACUCCGCUGGGCUUUGGCAAGAAUAAAGGGUUUUCUGCAGAUUCUUUUGAUAUGGAAGUGGCCUCUGCUCAUUUUGGUGGCACAGCCCAACCAGCCGAAGAUGCGUGGGCGGCAAUGACUCUGUGGGUUGCCAUGAGACCAGGUGAUUUGUAUGCGCUCUGUCCUUUGCUUCCUUCGAAGUGGCAAACACCAUCAGCGACGAUCCCUGCACUCUCUGCUACUAUUGUUCCCAAGUUGGGUGCACUCGAGGAGCAAUAUUCGGGCAUCGAAAGUGUGGAGGACGACCUUAUUGCUUGUCGACAGCAAUAUGAAUGGCUCAAGGAGAUUGAUGACCAGAACUCAGCGAAUAUUUCGGAUGUGGAUGGAUAUGAAAUUCUUAAGCGUCCUAGCAACCCAAGUGUGAUUCCUCGUUUGCAAGGCCCAUUCCAAUUCGACGCCGAUGAGCAAUUUGAUGAUCUUGAAAUUACCGAUUUCGUUAUUAUUCCUGCUCGACUUGACACCGCGGCCUUGAUGACGGGCGAAGAUGACGAGGGUAUUCUUGAGGAAAAUGCGCAGGAAGGAUUGCCUUAUACGACAAUCUGUUUAUCGACAUCAAGCGGGCGUGUUCACAUCUGUCUUGAGCUAGAUGGAGUAGAAGGCCAGUGGCUCCCCAAAGCCAAAGCGAACACAUUCACAACUCCGCUUUCGGAGCCAGCUGAUCUUCUUCUUGUCGAGUCACUGGAUACUGUGCGAGAGAAUUUGCGUGAAGCUAAUUGCUGGCCCACAUUUACUUUGGACACUGAUUCUCGAUACUCCUUCUACCUCACAACCACCAACAACGUGUCUUUUAUUUCUCUGUCCUCAUGGGCUCAGAGACUAGAGGCUGAGCUACAGUCCGAGGAUGCUUCAGGAUCACAGUUCCGGCUUAACGUGCUCUGUGAUGGAAACAUUGCCGUUCGUGAAGUACUCAUCCAACUGAAUGAGAACGACAUUUCGUCAGCUGAAGAACCGAAGCAUCUUGCCAAUUCCGUACUUUUCUCUGACUACGAUCUCGGCCAACUCCUUCUGACGUAUAGGGGCUCUACUCCACAAGCCGUAGAACUCAACGAGCAACAGAACCCGGCUCUAGCCUCAUUCUCCGAGUCGUUACGUGGAGAUUUCGAAACAAUAGCCACUCAAGGCCUCCAGCCACUCAGCAAGCCGCGCCGUUCGCCGUACCAAGUCCCUGCAAUCUUCUACGCAGAUGAACCGCUGAAGUCCUUCAUCGAAGAACAUGUCCCACACCGACACAGGCACACAUUGGAAGAACCUCUCCGGCUCUCCCCAUCUACACUCGACAUGAUUGCAGCAGCUCACCGAGUUCUUGCCGCCCAUACCGGUUCGCUUGAGAAAGCAGCAGCCGACUUGUUCCGUCGCUGCGAGCGUCUCCGCGGCGAAAUGCGCGAUCAACUCGAAAGCAUCGCCACAGUCGCGGAUCGCAUCAAGAACGUUUCCAGCCAUAUCGGCGAAGAUGGUCAACGACAAGAGGGGUCCCGAAGCGAGGGUGCUCUUAAUAAUAGACUUAAUGCAGCCAAGCAACGACAGGAAAAACUCGCACAGAGAUACGCAGAUAUACGGUCGAAGAUGUCGAAAUUAGGCGGUCGUCCACUCAGCGAGAAGGAGAAGAGUUGGGUUGGAGAAGUCAAGUUACUAUCUACUUCUAUUGAGAGAAAGGUUGUGGACGAUGAUGAACAAGAUCAGACCAUGAAAGCGCGUCUGGAAACCGCCAAAUCCAUCGCUGAAGACUUACUCGCAGAAGUAAAAAUCAUAUCAAAAGCGCAGCCAACUACACCGGAGGAACACGCGCCUAGCAUCAGUCCGUCGGGGCCUAAAAUUCCGCAGAAACUUCAACGCGCGAAAGUUGCCGAUGCGAUGAAGAUGGUUGACAGAGAAUCUGCGGUUAUUGAUGCUAUUACGACGAGACUCGAUCGGUUGAAUUCGAGUUUCUCAUAA
Molecule: messenger RNA, 2673 nt
Organism: Talaromyces marneffei
Lineage: Eukaryota; Fungi; Ascomycota; Eurotiomycetes; Eurotiales; Trichocomaceae
Exons: 4
Coding region: 1-2673 (890 amino acids)
Biological process (GO): protein import into nucleus; mRNA export from nucleus; ribosomal small subunit export from nucleus
Cellular component (GO): nuclear pore
Molecular function (GO): structural constituent of nuclear pore
Source: RefSeq, a predicted model, not a curated record